This is a messenger RNA of Ipomoea triloba (trilobed morning glory), 2210 nucleotides long. Its product is annotated as protein DETOXIFICATION 54-like. NCBI's taxonomy places the organism in Eukaryota, Viridiplantae, Streptophyta, Magnoliopsida, Solanales, Convolvulaceae. Gene Ontology annotation, molecular function: xenobiotic transmembrane transporter activity; antiporter activity. Gene Ontology annotation, cellular component: membrane. The coding region runs from base 497 to 2014 and encodes 505 amino acids. Gene Ontology annotation, biological process: xenobiotic detoxification by transmembrane export across the plasma membrane. The record is from RefSeq and is a predicted model, not a curated record. The transcript is spliced from 3 exons.
AUAUUGUUCUGUCUCAAUCUCAAUCAAGAACUUCCUCAGAAAAACUAUAUAGUAUGUUGUAAUCAACCUAUCUACUAUACAUCAUCUAUCCUGCAAAAUUACAGUUCCCUAUAUGUAGUGUGACUAUACAUAAUUUCUUCAUCAUUUUCUGGGUGUUUUCUCAUCAACCUUCUUCAGUUUCUCAGUUUAGCUAGCUAUAGUGGGUGCAAGUUAUAAAGGUUGGUUUUUGUUGAAAAAAGCGUUACUUUAUGACAGGUCUAAUUUGUGAAAAGUAGAGGAGAGAUUUAACAGGAGAGUAUGUAUAAAUCAAGGAGCAAGUUAAAGAACUUUGUGAUUUUUGGUGAUUUUGCUUGUCUGCUUUUACCAUGAAAUGACUUGGAUGGGCUUUCUUUUAUUUGUCCCCGGCCCUUAAUUAUUUUGCAGGUUUUGCAAAGAAUACUACUACUACAUGCCGUUUUGAAAUUAUCUCAAGUACCCAUUUCUUGAUUUUUCAUCAAUGGCUGAAAAGGACCCUGCAGAUUUUCUUUCUCACAAUGUCCCUUCUGCUUCUCAGGUUGAGGAGGAAUUGAAGGAACUAUGGGGAAUGGCUUUGCCCAUAACAACAAUGAACUGCCUAGUGUAUUUCAGGCAAAUGGUUUCCGUGCUGUUUCUAGGGAGGCUCGGCAGCCUAGAGCUAGCGGGCGGGGCUCUCGCCAUUGGCUUCACAAACAUCACUGGCUAUUCUGUCCUAAACGGUUUGGCUUCAGGGCUAGAGCCAGUGUGCAGCCAAACCCAUGGAAGCCAAGCAGAGUGUGGGAGCAAGAAAUGGGAAUCCCUCUCCCUUUCGCUCCGCCGAAUGAUCUUCAUACUUUUGUUAGCCACGAUCCCCAUAGCUUUUCUUUGGGUGAAUCUUGAGCCAAUUAUGGUGUUCAUGGGCCAAGACAAGGAGAUCACAUCAAUGGCGGCUACUUACUGCCUUUAUUCUCUCCCAGACCUUUUAACAAACACCUUGUUGCAGCCGUUGAGGGUUUAUUUGAGGUCCCAGGGGGUGACUAGGCCGCAAAUGUGGUGCACUUUUGUGGCUGUGGUUUUUCACGUGCCGUUGAAUUUUGUGCUUGUGGUGGUUUUGGGGAAGGGCGUGGCAGGGGUGGCUUUGGCCUCGGUGAUAACUAAUUUGCACAUGACGGUUUUGAUGGUGGGGUAUGUGUGUGUUUAUGGGAGGUGGGAGUGGAAGUGGGGGGUGGGGGGGAGUAGAGGGGAUGAUGGUUUUUGCGGCGGGGGGAUGUGGGCGUUGUUGAGGUUGUCGGUGCAGAGCUGUAUUGGGAUUUGUUUGGAGUGGUGGUGGUACGAGAUUGUCACGGUUCUUGCCGGUUACUUGCCUAAUGCAAGGCUAGCUGUGGCCGCCACUGGGAUUCUCAUACAAACCACUAGCUUUAUGUAUAAUAUCCCUUUGGCUUUGGCUGGUUGUGUCUCUGCUCGGGUGGGGAAUGAACUAGGAGCUGGAAGACCAUACAAAGCCAAGCUAGCUGCAAUGGUUGCAUUGGCAUGUGCAUUUGUGUUUGGGUUCAUCAAUGUUUUAUGGACAGUGGUGUUCAGGCACAGAUGGGCAGGGCUUUUCACAAAAGAAGAGUCGCUUAAGGCGGUGGUGGCGUCAGUUCUGCCGAUUAUUGGCGUGUGUGAGCUUGGAAAUUGUCCACAAACCACGGGCUGUGGCAUACUUCGAGGCACGGCCAGGCCAGAGGUGGGGGCGCGCAUAAACCUCGUCUCGUUUUAUUUCGUGGGCACACCCGUGGCUGUUGGUUUGGCAUUCUGGCUCAAGGCUGGGUUCAGUGGGCUGUGGUUCGGGCUCUUGUCCGCGCAGGCGGUCUGCGCUGUUUCGGUUUUGUAUGUCACGCUUUGCCGGACGGAUUGGGAGGCGGAGGCGUCCCGGGCUAAGAACCUCACGAGCUUGCAGAUGAUGAGGCAGAGAGUUGAGGUCAGUGGUGGUGAUGAUGGAGAGGAACAAAGGUUUUUGGGCAAUGAGGGACAGGCUUGAGAAAUAGGGAGUACUAUAAUGUUUAGUGGAAAGAGCCCAUUUCUAUUGUUUAGAUGGUCUUAUUGGGGCAUGUUUUAUGCAACUUGUGUUUUUCUUUGUAAAGGUAGAGAAGGAAUGUCUUGUUGGCCCAUGCAUAUGUUUUAGGAUCUUAUUUUUUAUUUUGCACUUCUCUAUCUAAAAGCAAACUAUUAAACUA